UGCGCACGGACCAAUUUCAAAAACCCUUACGGAGAAUGGCUGAACGGAGCACACAUUUAAAUAAGCCGGGUCACGUGACCCCUCUGUGGGCUACAGGAUGUGUAUGGAGCCUUGUCGCCAUUCACAAGCUGGAUGGAGACAAUCACACUGCAGCCUAGAAAAAACACAUCAUCCUUGGUGAGAGCUUGUGUUAAUUCAUGAUAUAAAUGUUCCUAUACAUUGCAUUGGAUAUUUUCUGUCAGUACACUCUCUUUCUAAUGUUUCCUAUUAAGACCAAAGGCUGGAUGUGCUGUAACAUCUUAACACAUCAGCCAUGCCUCUCCACAAUCACAUUGUGAAAGAGGCCUGGACACGGAACAGGAGUCAAGAGGAUGAGGAUUCUGUUUCAGCCCUAGUUCAGAAGCCAAAAAAGAAGAAAGAGGAAACCAACAGCACACCAGAAGCCAAGCCCAUUGCAAAAGAAGCCAAGCCCAAAAAAACAAAGACAAAAAAAAAUGAAGAUGGAUCCGAAGAGGAAAUUCCUGCCAUCCAAAAUGGAAAGAAGGUGAAGAAAAAGAAACCAGAAAAAGAUCAAGAAGAACCAGAAAAGGGAAAAGAAAAGGAGAAAGAGCCAAAAAAGAAAUCCAAAAGUGCUCCAAAAAAGAAAAAAGGUUCAGGCACCGAUAACGACGAUGAUGACGAUGAUGAAGACACCUCCAAAAAGAAGACUAAGAAAAAAACAACAAAAGACAGUUCUCCGUCUUCAACCACUGCCAAAGAAAAGAAAUCUAAAUCAAAAGAGGAAAAAGAUCCUGAUGGAAAAGAAAAAAAAUCCAAGUCAAAGGAGAAGGAGAAGGACAAGAAGAAAGAACCAGCAUCAAUGUUCCAGAUAAACGGAGACAAAGACUCAAAAAGCAAGAAGAAAGCUGCCAAAUCCGACAGUGAUGAGAGUGAAGAGGAGACAAAGUCAACCAAAUCUAAGAAGAAAUCCAGCGCCAGCGCAACAUCCCUCUUCCAAACAUCAUUGGACAAGGACAAAGAUAAAGACAAAGAUAAAGACAAAGACAAAGACAAGAAGACAAAGAAAAAAGCAAAGGCAGAACAGAGUGAUGAUUCUGACUCAGAAAAAGAAGAGAAAUCAAAGAAGAAAAAGGGCAAAGGGAAGAAGAAAAAGGACAGAGCUCCUUCACCAGAGAUUGAGUUUGACAACUUGGAGAAGUUUGUGAUAGAGCCAGCUCCGCAGGGCGUGACGGUGAAAUGCAGAGUGACUCGGGACCAAAGAGGGAUGGACAAGGGCUUCUACCCUCUGUAUUACUUUCACCUUGACAACGAGAAGAAGACAUUCCUGCUGGCUGGGAGGAAAAGGAAGAAAUGUGCAACCUCAAAUUACCUGAUCUCCAUCGAUUCCACAGAUUUAUCGAGAGGUGGAGAGAAUUUUGUUGGAAAGCUGAGGUCUAACCUAAUGGGGACUAAGUUCACUGUCUUUGACAACGCUCUGAAUCCAGACAGAGCUCUUCCAGACAUGUCUAAUGCGCGGCAGGAGAUGGCUGGCAUCGUUUAUGAAACGAAUGUCUUAGGGAUGAAAGGACCCAGAAGAAUGAUGGUUAUCAUUCCAGGGAUGGACAAAAACAACGACCGAGUGCCUCUCCGACCAAGAAGUGAACUUGACGGCUUGUUGAUAAGGCACCAGAAUAGGCGCAUGGACAAUCUGAUUGAACUUCAAAACAAGACGCCUGUGUGGAAUGAAGAUAGUUCGUCCCAUGUGCUCAACUUCAACGGCAGGGUCACCCAGGCCUCCAUCAAGAACUUCCAGAUAGUCCAUAGCAAAGACCUUGACUACAUCGUGAUGCAGUUUGGUCGAAUAGCUGAUGACAUUUUCACGCUGGACUACAACUACCCGAUGUGUGCCUUGCAGGCCUUUGCUAUCGCACUCUCCAGCUUUGAUGGCAAAAUCGCCUGCGAGUAACAGUAGGAUGCCCAGUUCCUACUCACGCAUAAACCAGUACGCAACACACCCACAUCUUCCUACGAUAGGCGACAAUAACGAAUGACAGUUCCUCUAAGUCUAAAGUGACAAUACCUGCUCCUGGUUGUUGCCUUUUAAGGGUGUGUGACUUCCUCCAGGAGUGAGAAACAAAACUUGGUUUGAUAUGAUCCUGUAACCUGGCACUGCAUGGCACAGGAAAGUCUUGUUCUUUUAAUUUUUUUUCAGUGGAUAAGUAUUUCUGUGAAUCACACAAUGAUGACGGCUAUUGGCAUCAUUAUAAGACGUCAAUGUUGUUCGGGCUUUGUUGUGCUGUGUGUUUAAAAUAAUGAUAGGUAAAAAAUGUCUUGUGUCGGAUGUGACUGUGAUAUGCAAACAUUGUUAUUCUCGCAAAAAUAACGUUAAAAAGAAUAAGGGAAGUACUUUUAUUUGAACGAAAACGGGUACUAAAUCAUAACGGCAAGCCUUCUUUGAGAGAAAAAAUAUGUUCAGGGACUUUUACAUUCCAGACGUUGUUAGAGUAACAUAUACAGAGGAAUAGGAAUGUCUUGAUAUAUGUACAAUGUGACGUUUUGACAAAAUAUUCAUAUUUCUCUGUGGAUCUCAGAUGAUCUGAGAUCCUGCAGGAUCAUUUUCUUUUGGUUCCAUCAUUUUGUAAAAUGUAUUUAUUUCUGAACACUGCCUUUUCUUUUUAGUAUUUCUAGCUGUGUUAUUAUCAUAUUUAUUAAUUAAAGUAUGUGAACUUUUGAACUUGUAUGUGUACAAUUUGCAUUUGUUACAUUGAUGGUUGUGUGUUCCUGCAUGGACUGCAGAUCAUGGUCAUCUCUUCUCCUUGUUUGAGAUAAGUGUUUUUAUACAAAAUACAUUUAAUAAACUAUA
Messenger RNA from Gymnodraco acuticeps, 2842 nucleotides. RefSeq names its product tubby-related protein 1-like. The coding region runs from base 314 to 1945 and encodes 543 amino acids. Gene Ontology annotation, cellular component: cilium. NCBI's taxonomy places the organism in Eukaryota, Metazoa, Chordata, Actinopteri, Perciformes, Bathydraconidae. Gene Ontology annotation, molecular function: actin filament binding. The record is from RefSeq and is a predicted model, not a curated record. The transcript is spliced from 15 exons. Gene Ontology annotation, biological process: protein localization to cilium.